AACUUGUAUGUUUUCUUUUAAAAAAAUCCACUCUCUCUGUUCAUCUAAAACCCUAAAACUUAAGUCGAUCAGCCUUCACCACUAAACCCGAGCUCGAAGUCGUUGAACAGACAAGAGACUUAGAUCUUUUCAGGAUGGGCAAACCGAGCAAAGGAUCGGAAACAGGUUCUAAAUCUGAUAAGAAGUUCGAGAAGAAGCUUCAGUUUUACUCAAAGGUCAAAGACACCCUUACUUCCUUGUCUGUUCAAAAGGAGAUUGGCAAGAAGAAGAAAACUCGGAGCCGUCAAAAGAAACUAAAGGCGUAUGAUCUCUCCACCCUCUCGGAGUUUCUCCCUGAGGCUAAUGCUUUGCAGAAAUCAGCUCAUGCUGCACCUGACUUGAAGAUGAACUGCAAAAGGCGACAAGAACUCGUAUUGUCGGAAGGGGAGAGAUUGAACAAGGUUCUAGACCAUCCAGCUUUUCAAGCUGAUCCAAUUGGUUCUAUCUUUCAGCACCUUCAGAGUGAACAGCCACCGGUGGAAGAGAAACCGAAGAAGAAGACUAACAUAAACGGAAGCAAGAAAAGAAAAAAUAGGAAGAAGGGAAAAGCUGAAUCAAUGGUUUUCUGAUUUUGUUUUGAGUUAUAGACAUAAAGUUACUAAAAUGUCAUGUAUGGUUCUAGUACAAGAGCAAGAUUUUGGAUAUAAUGUGGUCUAAUCAGAAACACAUGAUAAGUCAAUCAUCAUGGAAAAAUAAUCUAAAUCUUUUAGGAA
Messenger RNA from Raphanus sativus (radish), 752 nucleotides. RefSeq lists its product as uncharacterized. The transcript has 5 exons. Gene Ontology annotation, cellular component: preribosome, small subunit precursor; nucleolus; 90S preribosome. Gene Ontology annotation, biological process: maturation of SSU-rRNA from tricistronic rRNA transcript (SSU-rRNA, 5.8S rRNA, LSU-rRNA). Bases 135 to 608 code for a protein of 157 amino acids. The record is from RefSeq and is a predicted model, not a curated record. Lineage: Eukaryota; Viridiplantae; Streptophyta; Magnoliopsida; Brassicales; Brassicaceae.